UUCAAGGCACGGCGGAGCCAACAUGUCCCCGGAGUCCAAAAAGCUUUACAACAUCAUUAUCCUAGGCGUUGCCUUCAUGUUCAUUUUCACCGCUUUCCAAACAUGCGGGAACGUGGAGCAAACUGUCAUCAGGAGCUUAAAUAGCACCGAUUUUCACGGCAGUGGAUACACCAGCAUGGCCAUCAUCUACGGCGUCUUCUCCGCCUCCAAUCUCAUCACCCCAUCCGUGGUGACCGUCGUGGGCCCGCAGCUCUCCAUGUUUGCCAGCGGCUUGUUUUACAGCAUGUACAUUGCCGUUUUUAUCCAGCCUUUCCCAUGGUCCUUCUACACGGCGUCAGUUUUCAUCGGAGUCGCUGCUGCUGUGCUCUGGACAGCACAAGGGAACUGCCUGACCAUCAACUCGGACGAGCUGACCAUUGGGAGGAACAGCGGGAUUUUCUGGGCACUCUUACAGUCGAGCUUGUUCUUCGGAAAUCUCUACAUAUACUUUGCUUGGCAAGGGAAAACCCACAUAUCAGAGAGUGACCGAAGAACAGUCUUCAUUGCCCUGACAGUCAUCAGCCUGGUGGGGACAGUCCUGUUCUUCCUCAUCCGGAAGCCGGAGCCGGCAAGUAUCCUGGGAGAAGAUGAGUCUAACGAUGACCAGGACAUGGAAGGCCCCGAGUCCCCACAGAGCAACCUGGCGAAGGCGCUCGACGCGUUCAAAAAGUCUCUGAAGUUAUGUGUCACCAAAGAGAUGCUGCUUCUCAGCGUCACCACCGCAUACACAGGUCUGGAGCUGACUUUCUUCUCCGGCGUCUACGGAACCUGCAUUGGUGCUGUCAACCAGUUUGGGGCCGAAGAGAAAAGCCUCAUCGGGCUUUCUGGAAUUUUCAUCGGCAUUGGGGAAAUUUUAGGUGGCAGUCUCUUCGGCCUGCUGAGCAAGAACAGCCGCUUUGGAAGGAACCCCGUCGUGCUCCUGGGUGUCCUGGUGCACUUUGUGGCUUUUUAUCUAAUAUUUCUCAACCUGCCCGGGGACGCCCCCCUGGCCCCCGUGGAAGGGACCAACAACAGCGCUUACAUCACGCCCAGCAAAGAAGUGGCCAUCUUCUGCAGCUUCCUGCUGGGCCUGGGAGAUAGCUGUUUCAACACGCAGCUGCUCAGCAUUUUGGGGUUCCUCUACUCUGAGGACAGUGCCCCUGCCUUCGCCGUCUUCAAGUUUGUCCAGUCCAUCUGCGCAGCCCUGGCGUUUUUCUACAGCAACUACCUUCUCCUUCACUGGCAACUCCUGAUCAUGGUGGUCUUCGGGUUCCUGGGAACCAUCUCCUUCUUCGCCGUGGAGUGGGAAGCUGCCGCCAUCGUGGCGCGGGGCUCAGACUACAGGAGCAUCUGAUUCUGGGUGCAUCGGGAGAGCCUGUCUCAAGGGAGCACAGCGGGUGAUGAAGGGUGAGGCAGAACCCGCCCCUCACACCAUCCAACCGUCUGACCGACCCGCUCUGUCGGCCUUCCCCGGCACCACUGUGAAGCAGAGACAGUGAGGGGAGCCUGCCCUGCCCCGGGCUUGCACGUGUGCAGUUCACUGUCUCGCUCUUUCCAGUCAUGGUCCUGAAUGUCAUCGCUUGCUUCUUCCCGUCCUCACGGGUUCCCUCAUGGGGCCGGAAGCCAGUAAGGUCCCGCCCGAAUGGAGCAGGCGUUGCCCUAGAGUGGGGUGCAGAGGACACCCCGCCACGACUCCUCGAAUGUUUAAAUAAAUCAUGAGAUGCCGCACUGGUUUCUUCUUCA
This is a messenger RNA of Sorex fumeus (smoky shrew), 1761 nucleotides long. RefSeq names its product major facilitator superfamily domain containing 11 (gene MFSD11). Lineage: Eukaryota; Metazoa; Chordata; Mammalia; Eulipotyphla; Soricidae. The record is from RefSeq and is a predicted model, not a curated record. The transcript is spliced from 13 exons. The coding region runs from base 23 to 1372 and encodes 449 amino acids.